ACCAAUCGGUGGCGCCGGCGCAUGCCGUCCGUGGCUCCUGAUUGGCCGCGACGUCACCGCUCCCCGUCCCGUGAAUAGGGCAGGACGGCCGCGCCGGGCCUUUGUCUCGCGCCGCGGGGCAGAGGGCGCGUGGCGGCGGUGGAUUGUCUGAUCUCCAGGACUCACCAGCAAUGCCAUCAGCUAUGGAGGGCUCCGAGGGGGGAGAAGAAGGGGAAAUCUUGCCCUAUGAGGAAACAGAAGAUGACAAUGUCAGUCCCACUGACCUUUCAGAGCUGCUGAAGGAGGGGACUAAGGAAUCCCAUGACCAUGCAGAGAACGCUCAGUUUGUCAAAGACUUCCUGAAAGGACGGAUCAAGAAGGAGCUCUUCAAGCUGGCCACUGUGGCACUGUACUUCACCUACUCUGCUCUAGAAGAGGAGAUGGAUUGCAACAAGGACAACCCAGUCUUUGCUCCUCUGUAUUUUCCUCUAGAGCUUCACCGGAGAGAAGCGCUGGUCAAAGACCUGAAAUAUUUCUAUGGAGAAGACUGGAAAGAGAAGAUCCAGUGUUCUGAGGCAACUCAGCAUUAUGUGGACAGAAUCCAUCAUGUGGGACAACACGAGCCAGAGCUGCUAGUGGCUCACGCUUACACACGCUACAUGGGUGACCUCUCAGGUGGCCAGGUGCUGAAGAAGGUAGCCCAGAGGGCCCUGAAGCUGCCCAGUACCAAGGAAGGGAUCCAAUUCUAUGUGUUUGACAACAUUUCCAAUGCACAGCAGUUCAAGCAGCUCUACAGAGCAAGGAUGAAUGCUCUGGACUUGGACAAGAACACCAAGGAGAGGAUUGUGGAAGAGGCCAACCAAGCCUUCCGCUUUAACAUGCAGGUAUUUGAGGAACUGGACAAGAUCGGCAGGUCACUGACAGAAGCGGCCCAAGACGGAGGCUUUCCAGGCCACGAUGGAAAAGGAGACCUGCGCAAAUGCCCUUACUAUGCAGACAAACUAGGCAAGGCAGGAGCUGGCUGCCCCUAUCACACCGCUGCAGCCCUGGCAAAGCAGCCCCUAGUGCAGCUGAUCCUGGCGGCCUGCGUGGCUGUGGCGGCAGGAGCUGUGGCGUGGUACAUCAUGUGACGGGAAGAGCGGUGCGUGGCACUAAAUGGUGGCAAGGGGAGAGGUGCGCCCUGUCCUUCUUCAUACCGUUCCCUUGCUGUUGGUGGUGAGUUGACUGCAGGGUGGAAGUACAAAAAUAAACAGGAAUCCUGUGGGACUGUCAAAGAGACACUUUGCACACCAGUAAUGCAAGCACUGUAAUAUAAUCACAUCUUUAGCUGACUCAUGUACAGGGCCGCUGCGGUGCGAGGGUGUCAGGAUUCCACUUCAGCACUGCCCUACCCAGGCUGGGGCAGCUUUUAAGGCUAGAAAUGUCUCAUCCUGUACUGGCAGGGGCUUCACGUGCUUGGCUUUUCAUCUCCUUCCUGGGAGCAGUCACUGGAGGGAGUUUCCUGCCCUGGGCUGCAACCCAAGAAUGUGUCAUCAGCCUUUCCAGUGCAGAGCGCUGCAUUUCCUAUCGGGAGAAACUUUCAGCUGUGCCGCAGUGGCUGUGCCAUGGGGCCACCAGCUCAAAGGUGCGUCCUGUUUGGGGCUUUGUCUAGGCCAAGCGACUCAAAGUGGAGGAAGCUCGCCGGGGUGUGGACAGGACCACGUGGGUGGGGGUAUGAAGGUGAGAGGUGUGUACAUCAGAGUUGUGCGCUGGGUUUUGUUUUUUUUUCUGAAGCCUUGACUGGAAUAAAAAGCUGCAGUGCUGUA
Messenger RNA from Falco peregrinus (peregrine falcon), 1784 nucleotides. It is a transcript of the gene HMOX2, whose product is annotated as heme oxygenase 2. Gene Ontology annotation, biological process: response to oxidative stress; heme catabolic process; heme oxidation. NCBI's taxonomy places the organism in Eukaryota, Metazoa, Chordata, Aves, Falconiformes, Falconidae. The transcript is spliced from 6 exons. Gene Ontology annotation, molecular function: heme binding; heme oxygenase (decyclizing) activity. The record is from RefSeq and is a predicted model, not a curated record. The coding region runs from base 171 to 1109 and encodes 312 amino acids.